Molecule: messenger RNA, 1284 nt
Organism: Ceratitis capitata (Mediterranean fruit fly)
Lineage: Eukaryota; Metazoa; Arthropoda; Insecta; Diptera; Tephritidae
Product: insulin-like growth factor-binding protein complex acid labile subunit
Exons: 2
Coding region: 1-1284 (427 amino acids)
Molecular function (GO): protein binding
Source: RefSeq, a predicted model, not a curated record
AUGUGCAAUUCUUGGCUCCUCAUAAUUGCGAUUACACUGGAAUGCUUAUGGAAUUCACAGCUGUCCGAAACAUCGAAAUCAUGCCCAGCCGAGUGCAUCUGCUUAUCACAGACACAAGUGCUAUGUAACACUGGCGGUCUGGAGCAGAUUCCAUUGCGUCAAUUACCCUCAACAGUGGAGAAUCUGGCGCUGACGAAAAACAAUUUCCCAGUCAUAAAACCGGACUCGUUCGCCGGUUUGCGCGCGUUAAAGAAGCUCUCACUGGACGGCAAUAAUAUUACACGUAUCAAGCAGUUCGCCUUUCGCGGCUUACCACGUCUCAAGGAACUAUCCAUACAAUAUACGCCAUUACAGACCGUCGCACAGUUCGCCUUCGCCGGCUUGCAGAACCUCUCCACAAUACUGCUGAGUCACAAUCAAAUUGCCACUAUCGAAGGUAAUGCCUUCGCGGGCACAUCGAAUGUCAAAUUGAUUUUACUCUCCAACAAUCCACUCAUACGCAUCGACAGCUCGGCCUUUUCGAGUCUCACGAAUGUUGGGCAUCUCAUUUUGCCCUCGGGCAUACGUACCAUCGAACCGGAUGCCUUCUUUGGCAUGGACACCGUGGGUUUGCUAAAGCUCGCGUACAUGGACUUGAAGGAGCUCUCACCGUACACAUUCCGUGGUCUAACGAACGUGCUACUGCUGACGUUGCAAGAGUCCGACUUGGGCAUUAUAUGCGCAGAUGCCUUUACGGGCCUUUCACAGGUCGAUAAACUGCAGAUACUCAACAACAAAAUCGAUUUGAUUGAAGAGCUUAACUUCACCUACACAGCGGACAUUAAACUGCUGAAGUUUCACGGUAAUCAUGUACUCGAAACACCCGACCCCAACUCAAUUAUCAUCGAUGGCGUCGCUCACUUGGAGUUGGUGAAUAAUCACUUCCCCUGCGGCUGUCACAUACACACGCUGCUGGAUGGGCCACUGGUCGAGGGCGCGCAUAAUCUCAGCGAAUUUCUACUGAAGAAUUAUUGCAUUUCACCGCUGGAUGUGAAUGGCCGUGCGAUGGCUGAACUGGACAUUGACUCGAUUGGUCGUUGCCAGGAUCAGCUGACGAAGGGCAAUCUCGGCUCGUCCGCGGCGUCAAUGGCGUUGAGUGUGAAUGUCACAUUGUUGAUUGCGGCCGCUACAAUUGAGCUUCGGCUGUUGCGCACCAUUUCGGAGCAAUUGUUAUUGUUGUGGCAGUAUCGUGCACGUGGCGCACGUGGUCGACGGCGAAAAUUUUGGCAUCUCGUCGGCAGAUGA